GGGAAAAGGUGUCCGCCUGCAGUUUGCCCCGAACUGCGAGCCUACGGCUGGGCUUCACAAAAAUCCGAUAUUCGUAUUGACCAAGAACCGCAGUGCCAUAUUAUCCUUCUUUGACUCGACCUUUUUCCUACGGCGAAUAGCGCGGUCGCUCUCGGUUCUGACAUUCCUUUUUGAUCCCUUUGUGUGCUGCUUGGAACGGGCUCAUCUGCGACACUCGACAAAUCAGCGGACCGUCAUAACUACUCACGUUUCACAAUCCUCUCGUUUCCGACAGAAGUCAUAAAUUUGGCCACGCAGAGUCUGUACCCUCGAGAAUCGUGUCACAAAUCGACUCCCUCGAAAAGGCGCCCGUCUAAUCGAUCCUACCUCAACGGACUUCCAUCACUACGUCUCGAAGGAAUGCCUUGCAUUCUCCACUAGCCUUUCCUUGUGACAUUAUCAUGCGUCUGCCAUCAUGGCUUUCGCUGCUGCUUCUGGCUGGAAAUGUGAUAGCUGGUCGGCGGGAGUACGACAAGAAUGACUAUUUUGCCGCCCAUCUUGCUCCAGCAGCGGAUCCUCAAGAGGUGGUUCGUCGUUUCGGGGUCCUGCAUGAAGGGCAAAUCGGGGAAUUGAGCAGACAUCACACCUUCUCUUGCCCCAAAGGCUCCUGUCAAGACUUCGAGACUUCCUUGCACGAAUUAAAACUGCGAAAAACAAGACGGCGGAGGGCGGUGGACCUGCAAGAACGUCAGCCGUCCUGGAGAGAUCUAUCUGCAGAAUUGGGUGGCAUUCUAUGGGCAGAAAAACAACAGUUACGGCAUCGUCAUGUCAAGCGAAUCCCACCACCGACAUCCCCAAACCUUGGAUCGAGGCGGGAACAGGCAGACUCGAAAGCCAAUGAAGAGCCGGACUCUGCGCAGCAGGAAGCUAUUCAACGCCUGAACAGCAUUGCGGAAACGCUGGACAUUCAAGAUCCUAUAUUCAAAGAGCAAUGGCACCUGUUUAAUCCGUUGCAGCUAGGGCAUGACUUGAAUGUGACUGGUGUAUGGCUGGAAGGCAUCACAGGCAACGGUACUAUCUCUGCUGUUAUUGACGACGGUCUUGAUAUGUACAGCGAUGAUCUAAAAGCAAACUAUUAUGCUGAAGGGUCAUAUGAUUUCAACGAGAAGUCUCCUGAACCAAAACCCCGGCUGUUUGACGACAAACAUGGUACGCGCUGUGCUGGAGAGAUUGCCGCGGUCAGGAACAACGUUUGCGGAGUAGGCAUGGCGUAUGACAGCAAGGUUGCUGGCAUCCGAAUUCUGUCUAAACCCAUAAGUGAUGAAGACGAGGCAACAGCUAUCAACUACCACUACCAGGAGAACGACAUCUAUUCGUGCUCAUGGGGUCCGCCCGAUGAUGGGGCAACGAUGGAGGCUCCUGGACUCCUCAUUCAAAGAGCCAUGGUCAAUGGCAUCCAGAGUGGCAGAGGCGGCCUGGGGUCUGUGUUCGUAUUCGCAGCGGGAAACGGAGCAGCCAGCGAAGACAAUUGCAACUUUGAUGGAUACACAAACAGCAUCUACAGUAUUACAGUCGGAGGCAUUGACAGAGCUGGCAAUCAUCCAUAUUACUCCGAGGCUUGCUCGGCGCAGCUGGUUGUGACAUAUAGCUCUGGCCACCAGGAUGCUAUCCAUACAACUGAUGUCGGCGUCGACAAAUGCUACACCGGCCAUGGUGGUACAUCGGCUGCCGGCCCACUAGUGGUAGGCACUGUUGCCCUCGCCCUUAGUGCCAGACCAGACCUCAGCUGGAGAGAUCUUCAAUAUCUGUGUGUGGAAACGGCAAUCCCAAUACAUUUGGACGAUGGCGGCUGGCAGAACACCACGAUCGGUAAAAGGUUCAGUCACAUUUACGGCUAUGGCAAGGUCGACGCAUACCGUUUCGUCGAGGCUGCGAAGGCAUUCGUACCUGUAAAACCGCAAGCUUGGUUUCACUCACCUUGGCUCAGUGUUCAGCACCAGAUUCCCGAGGGUGACAAGGGGCUUGCUGCGAGUUUCAAUGUCACCGAAGACAUGCUAAGGGAUGCCAAUCUAGAAAGGCUUGAGCAUGUGACAGUCACCAUGAAUGUCGAGCAUGGCAGAAGAGGAGACUUGAGUGCCGACCUGAUCAGUCCUGAUGGGGUAGUCAGCCACCUUGCAACAACUCGCCGCCCAGAUAGUGCCGAUACCGGUUAUGAAGACUGGACAUUCAUGUCUGUUGCUCACUGGGGAGAGCAUGGAGUUGGCAAAUGGACCGUUAUCGUCAAGGACACCAAUCAGAACGAGUUCAACGGCACAUUCAUUGACUGGCGUCUCAAUCUCUGGGGUGAAUGUAUCAACGAUCAGAUCCAAGGCCUACAUCCACUGCCGGAUGAGCACGAUGAUGACCAUGAAACCGCGACGGCAAUAGUCAGUACGACAAGCGUGGAUGCAGCACCCCCACCGACUUCGCUGCCAGCAAAACCUACCGACCAUAUUGACCGACCAACGAAGCCGAAGCCUAGCGAGGAUUCUGAUGAUCCUGAUACCACAGCUACCGUCACCGCUACAAGCACAAUCUUGGUACCAGCGGCCACGACGACUGUGGUGGCAGAACCUACACAUGCCUACUCUGACAGCUUCCUUCCCUCCUUCUUCCCUACAUUUGGUGUCUCCAAGCGAACUCAGAUUUGGAUUUACGGCUCCAUAGGUUUGAUUAUAGUCUUCUGCGCCGGCCUCGGGGUCUAUUUCGUGGUCCAGCGAAGAAAACGACUUCGGAAUAACCCAAGGGAUGCUUAUGAGUUCGAAAUGGUGGGAGAUGCGGACGAUGACGAACAGCAAGGCCUGAAUUCUCGCGGUGGGCGCGGCAAAGGCAGGGCUCGUCGAGGAGGGGAGCUUUACGAUGCAUUUGCGGGUGAAAGUGAUGAUGAUCUCUACAGUGAGGAAGAUACAUAUCAAGAUACACCUAGUAACGACACCAGCACAGGCUCGAGGGGCGACAGCCCUGCAGAGAGGGAAAAGUAAGGCAUCAUAUUGCAGUUAGGCGUUUGGCAUGAAAAAGAUGUACAGUACGAUGUAUUGUUACGAAACG
This is a messenger RNA of Exophiala xenobiotica, 3066 nucleotides long. RefSeq lists its product as uncharacterized. Gene Ontology annotation, molecular function: serine-type endopeptidase activity. Gene Ontology annotation, biological process: protein processing. NCBI's taxonomy places the organism in Eukaryota, Fungi, Ascomycota, Eurotiomycetes, Chaetothyriales, Herpotrichiellaceae. The record is from RefSeq and is a predicted model, not a curated record. Gene Ontology annotation, cellular component: Golgi membrane; trans-Golgi network. The coding region runs from base 441 to 2999 and encodes 852 amino acids. The transcript has 2 exons.